Molecule: messenger RNA, 3398 nt
Organism: Microplitis demolitor
Lineage: Eukaryota; Metazoa; Arthropoda; Insecta; Hymenoptera; Braconidae
Gene: Vps50
Product: syndetin
Exons: 6
Coding region: 450-3245 (931 amino acids)
Biological process (GO): endocytic recycling; retrograde transport, endosome to Golgi
Cellular component (GO): EARP complex
Molecular function (GO): SNARE binding
Source: RefSeq, a predicted model, not a curated record
CUAGCGACAUAAACUUGUCCCAACCUCCUUAUUCUAUUCUAGUUGAUCUAGUAACCUUGCUUAAUUUUUGAUAUUGACGCCAAUCCGAAUUUUUUGACAGUAUGGUGUAAAUCAUGUUCCGUUUGUUUUCAACGAGUAAUUUAAAUAAGAACUAGGUAAAAGGUGACAGUAUUAAAAUUUAUUCGUUAAGAACUUUGAAAUUAAUUCAAUAAUGUCAUUUUGAAAAACUAUGUUACUUCAAUUUUUUGAGAAAUGAUUAAACCAAGCAAAGAAAAUAUGGAUCAUGACAUAAUCAAAAUAAACAACUCGUUUAACUAACAACUUCAAACUAAGAUAAAAAAUUUAGUGUUAUUCAGGAAGAGCUGCAAUAAUAAUGAAGUUCUAUAGUCAUUGGGAGCUUUAUGUUCGAUAGAAUUAAUUACUGAAAAUUGUUGACUCAAUUUCAAAUAAUGGAAAACUUUAGAUUUAAACUUCUUGACUUCUUAAAUAAACAGCAUCAACUACAAAUUCCGUCGAUGGGCCUUAAUCCUGAUCUCUUGAAUCCAUUAGAAUCUUGUCGACAUGAUAACAUUCAGUUUAAAGUUAGCCAUGACAUAGAGAACGAAGCGAUAUCCGACGAACAAAUACUUGAAACCAUUGAAUCAGUUUAUUAUCAAAUAGAUGAUGCAUUUGAUCCGUGUCGACAUGAACUUAAUAAAAUAUCACAUCAUCCUAGUUGUUACCAAAUUGAAAAAUUUAAUCAACAAUUCAACCAGCAGCAAUAUGUAGUUUCUAAAAAAGUAUUGCAAUUAAUCCUCCAAAAACAGAAUGCAUGCAAUCAACAGUUUCACGAAGCUCUCGACAUACAAAAUGAAUUGCAAAGUCUUAUCAAAAUAUGUAAAAGCGGAAGAUCAAGUCUUCAUUCGGCUACUGUUAAAUUUACAAUAGCAAGUCUUGGUAUUCUUGCUAAUUAUAAAAGACGCCAAACUAUUGAGAAACUUAUGAGUAGCCUUAACUCGAUAAAAACGCUGCAACGUACGGAAGACCAUCUUCAAGAACUUCUGACUGAAGGAAAUUUUCCAGGUGCUAUAUCUCUUUUGCUAGAAUGUCGAAGUGUAGCACAAACAUAUAAACAUUUUUUUUGCAUUGCCGCUUUAAGUAGAAAACUUCAAGAUACAUUAGAACAAGUUGAAGAAACACUAGAUUUUAACUUAACUAAAAUUUGCGGAAAUUUUGAUGAAAAAAUGUAUUCUUCAAUUCAAGAAGCUUAUCAGUUACUAGGUAAAACUCAAAUUGCGAUAGAUCAGCUACAUAUGCAUUUUACUGUAACAAUUCAUAAUACUGCUUUUGAUGUUGUCCACUCUUAUGUUGGUGGGGAUAUUAAAAGACAAUUCAAAGAAAUGUGUGAAUCAAUAUCACAUGAAAACUUCAUUAAUUGUUUAAUUGAUUUAAGUAAAACUUUAUGGAGGAUUAUUCAUUCAUAUUAUCAAGUAUUUAAUUGGCAUGUUACUUGUGCUGAGUACACUAUAAAAAACGAUGAAAAAAUACUAAAAAAUGAUCUUGGAAAACAAUAUGUUCAACAUAAAUUAGAAACAGGUAUUAUAAAAAUAUGGAUGGAUAUUGAGAUUAAAAUUUCAACGUUUUUAGUUAGUACUGACAUCACUUGUUUCAAGUUUGAACAAUUCGUUCGAAUUCUCGGUAUCAUUAACAGAUUAAUGGAAGCUAGCGAAGAAUUAUGUGGUAAAAAAUUAGAAAUUCUUCAAGAAUCGAUGAAAAAACAAUGUUUAUUAUAUUUUUCUCAUUACCAUGCUUCACGGUUAGAUGAAUUAUGUAUAUUUCUUGAGCACGAUGGGUGGGAGCUAUGUCCAGUUAAGUCAACAUUUGUAGCUACUCAAUUACAAGAGUUUAAAAGUUUAAAAUCAGUCUUGGAUAACUGUGAACUUUUAAGUAACACAGAUAGAUUACAUUUCAACGACCACGAUAAUUUCAGAAGUGAUGCCGGAAGCUGCCGAAAAUACUUGGAAAGUGAUAUAACAUUUUUCGACGUUGAUUUCGAUGAAACGAAAGAUGAAGAUAUUUUAGUCAAUGUUGAUGAUAAGGCAUUUGAAUACAUUUCUGAAGACUCUGAAGACGAAGUAAAUCAUGAUGUUAAAAACAAUUCAACUAUUGAAAAAUUUCACAUAAAAAAUUCAAAAAGAAGAUUGAAAUCAAUCUUAGUUGCUCCUAUGGUAACUAAUACCACUCUCAAUGUUCUGAGAGUUUGUGGAAGAUAUUUACAAAUGUCCAGAUUAUUAUCAACUAUAGCUGUCACUGUUAUUCGAAGUAUGAUUCAGUUUUUCGAAUUAUAUCUGUAUUGUAUUAAUUUAUUUUUUACAUCAGAUUUACAAAUUACCAGUGAAUCAUUAUACAGUCCCAAGCUUAAGUUGACACUUACGCGUAUUGAAGAAAACUUGAUAAAUAAUAAUACGACAAACAUUGAAAGUGAAAAAAUAAAACUUCGUAAACUGAACUUGUCAACGGUUGUUGAUCUUCAAAACGAUGAUAAACUUUUUGGUCUCGCUGAGCGAGUCGUUGGAGUUGAAUCACUGAUAUUCUUAGGCCAACAAUAUAAUAAUUUACAAGCUUUUUUGAUGCAAUUUGUUUCUGACAAUUCCGAGCGAGGGUUUCUCAGUCAAUUUUAUGUUCAAACAGUUGAGUCUGCUGUCGAUUUGCGAAAACCAGUGUAUAUGGCUGUUGUCUCUAAAUGCUUUGAUGUAACGAAUAUUUUAUCACUUAUGAACAAAGUUAACUGGGAAAUUCGAGAUGUUAUGUCACAGCAUAGCAAUUAUAUUGAUAUACUAUUGCAAAAAAUUGAAAAUUUUGCUAAAUCUCUUGACGAAGUCAUGUAUAUAGUACCGUUAUCAAUAGACGUAAGAUGUGCAAUAUGGGAAAAUGUUGCACAUUUAAUUACACAUACAUUAGUAGAAGGGUUUUCUAAUGCAAAAAAAUGCUCAAACGGAGGAAGAGGAUUGAUGCAACUUGAUUUUACUCAAUUAAAAUCAAAAUUUGAAAUGAUAACUGGAGUUAGACCAAUGCCUCACAGUGAGUAUGUUGAGACUUACGUCAAAGCAUACUAUAUUCCUGAAAACUUACUUCAUGAUUGGAUCAGAAAACAUAAGGAAUAUUCCAAUAAACAACUUACUGGUUUAAUUUCCUGUAUGUGCCAAAAUAAUAAGAAGUCACGGCAAAAGUUCAUAAUGAUUAUAGAAGAACAAUCUAAUCGAUGAUAUUCAAUUCGAUCUAUUGCAGUUAUAAUAAUCUCUUAAUUGGAGAGUUCUUUUUUGUUUGAGUUAUUGUUUUAUUUUUACCAAUUAGACGCGUUGUUUAUAUAAACAAUUUUAAAAAUCGAACUCCAAUUAUAUGAAUUCUUUUAAACAACA